CUGUGGAGCAAGCAUGUCCUGAUUUUCUUCGUCCAGAAAAUUGGCCAGCUCGCGAGGGCAUGGGGAACGCAUUCAAUCAUCUCAUCACUCAGUACAUAACAAACGUGAAAAAUAACAUCAAAGUAUGGGCAUUCAGUCGCAUCAAGAAAUUUUUCACACUAAAGCGCUACGAACUGAAUUUGAAUCGACAAGGAAAUCUCAUCACUGAAUUGGAUGUAAAACGUGCGACGAAGAUCGUAAUGUUCCAAAGUAGAGUCGAGAGAAACGCGAACAUCGAUCUUCUAUUAAACGAAGCAGCAGGCAUUGGAUUGCCAAUCAAUGUACACUUUCAGAAUCUCAUUCGUGAUCGCUGGUUCCAAACCAUUCCAAUAUUUAUAAACAUUCAGCGACAAAUUUUCGAUUUUCACGCGAAAUAUGAAAUGUUGAAACAACGCUGGUUCCAAUAUCGACGCGAUCCGAACAACAAUGUCAUGCCGACCACUCCACUCCCGCCAAAAAUAAAGAAUUUUUUAGUAGUUCCAGUCCACGAUUUCGAUAUGAAACAUAUCCGCAUCGAUAUCCAUCUUUUUUAUUCGAUUGCGCGCAAAUUUGGAGCAUUGAAAUUGGCAAAAGGAAAACGCGGUCAGCCAAUAAACAUUGAAAAAACUGAAUACGAUAGCAAUCCAGCUUUCUAUUGGAAUUUAAUAUUUGACAUGCCAAAAAUUUCGAAACUUGGAAAUGGUAAGGAAUUCGAUUUUGCUGUGGCAACCGAUAGUGUGGCAGUUUCGUUAUGUUUCGUGAAGCCUGAACGCAAUACACCAGAACUUGAUAACAACACCAUCAAAGAGAAGUACAAUAAUUUUGAGUUUGAUUAUGUGCUUGGAAUCGAUCCAGGAGUUCGUACAUGGAACGCCACCGUUCGCAAACACGUUCGAUCCGGCAACGAGGAAAACAUCACAAUUGAUGGUCCAAAAUACCAUUUCAAAGCGAAAUAUGGCAAACGCAAGCGUAAAUCCGAUCAAUGGACUGAAUUGUUGCAAAAACAACGGGAGCUCGACUAUAAACGCUAUGCAUUUUUUCCAUCGCCGAAAGGACGUUCACAUUGGAUGUGUUACAUCGCUUAUUAUGUGAAAAUGAUGAAACCAGCUAUGGCGGUGUACACAACAAGAAAGUUUAUUCGACUCCGUCUUGAUAAAUACAUCGAAGAGAAUCGGGCCAGUGACAAAAUCGCGGCAUCACUGACGAAAAAAAAGUCGGCGCUCGUUUUUAUUGGUGCAGCUCAAAUAGCUCCAAACUCACCAAUUGGUAUUAAAAAGCGAUUGCGAUGCCCGGGAUUACGACGACUAUUGAACAGUUUCAAGAAGUUGGGAAAUUGUAUUGUACGAUUGGUCGACGAAUACAAUACAUCGCAAACUUGUGCAAAAUGUUUCCGGCCAUUCGAUCGACGAACCAAAAGCGAUCGAUACAAAGUUUGUCAGCAUUGUAUUCCAAGUGAAGAUGAGUCAUCGCAAUGGAAUUUACCGAACGUGAUUAUCACCAUGAAAAGCAACCGAGUGUACCAACAAUUGCGUAAAUAUGCAGUUGAUUUUGUUAAUCGAUUGAAUGCAGCCAACCCAGAUCAUAUUCCAAUGGAUUCAGAUGGUUUAGUGUCAAAACUUCAAGUAUGUUUCAAAAACUGGCAACUAAACACUGGCAUUUGGAAAGAUGAUCGAGCUCCAUUUCAAUUGAAAACUGUUUGGCACCGGGAUAUCGUUGCAGCCAAGAACAUCAUGUACAAAGGUGAAAAAAUAUCACUGAAAUUAAAAAUGUUUAAGAAUGUUUUGGCUAACAAUUUGUUGUUUACGAUUUUGUUUUUAGGUCUUUGUACGGUGUUGGGAUUGGACAUUCAUCCGCAACUAUUGAGACCACAGAAUCAAAAUGCUGCCGUACAAAAUCAAGCAGCUGACGAUGAGGAUUCCAGUGACGAUGAGGACUACGUUUAUGUUCUCGAUGUUUCCGAUGACGACCAGUUUUAAUUACAUGUAGCAUUAAGAUUUCUUUUUAAAUAAUAUUAUUGUAACGUUUUGUUACUAUGCUGGGCUUGAGUUUUGUGGCCU
Molecule: messenger RNA, 2075 nt
Organism: Contarinia nasturtii (swede midge)
Lineage: Eukaryota; Metazoa; Arthropoda; Insecta; Diptera; Cecidomyiidae
Exons: 2
Coding region: 60-1994 (644 amino acids)
Source: RefSeq, a predicted model, not a curated record